Molecule: messenger RNA, 853 nt
Organism: Durio zibethinus
Lineage: Eukaryota; Viridiplantae; Streptophyta; Magnoliopsida; Malvales; Malvaceae
Source: RefSeq, a predicted model, not a curated record
AGUAUAGAGAGUAUUAGUAGUGAGAGAGAGAGAGAGAGUGGUGAUCAGCUAUAGCAAAAUAAUAAGCAGGGCAAGGCGUACGUAAAUGGGAAGGAGGCCUUGCUGUGCUAAAGAAGGACUUAAUAGAGGGGCAUGGUCUUUGAUGGAAGAUAAAAUCCUCACAAACUACAUUAACAUCCAUGGUGAAGGCAAAUGGAGAGACCUUCCUCAAAGAGCUGGGUUGCAGCGAUGUGGGAAGAGUUGCCGACUACGGUGGCUGAAUUAUCUCAGGCCAGAUAUUAAAAGAGGAAACAUCUCUACCGAAGAAGACGAGCUUAUUAUUAGACUACACAAGCUCCUUGGUAACCGAUGGUCUCUCAUCGCCGGUAGAUUACCGGGGCGAACAGACAAUGAAAUCAAAAACUACUGGAACACGAAUUUGAGUAAGAGAGUGCAAGGCCAAAAGAUUACUCCCAAGAAUGAUCAGCACAAGGUGAUUCGAACCAAAGCAGUGAAGUGCACCAAGGCCGUCCAUGUUAUCCCACGACUGUUAGAUAAUCAGACAGCUGAAAACAAUAUUUUAGGCCCCAAAUCUGAAAGUAACACAGCUAGUGAGACACCGUCUUAUUCAGCCAUCCAUGAGGAUAAUUCUAUCGAUUUCUUGAUGGACUUUGACAUCAAUGAGCUUCUUGUAUCGGACGCUCCAAUCUCAUCAGACUUGCAUCCAAUUCAACAAGUUGAUGAAAAUGGUGACAAUGUGGUGGAGAAUCGGGAAUACGGAAAUGGUUUCAAUUUAAUUGAUGAAGUCGAUGAAACUUUGGAUCUCCGAAGUCUAGCAUCUUAUUUGAAUUUAGAAGAUGAAUGGAUUAAUUAA